Molecule: messenger RNA, 1852 nt
Organism: Priapulus caudatus
Lineage: Eukaryota; Metazoa; Priapulida; Priapulimorpha; Priapulimorphida; Priapulidae
Product: protein arginine N-methyltransferase 3-like
Exons: 11
Coding region: 15-1736 (573 amino acids)
Biological process (GO): peptidyl-arginine methylation
Cellular component (GO): nucleus
Molecular function (GO): protein-arginine N-methyltransferase activity
Source: RefSeq, a predicted model, not a curated record
UCCUGGAACUUACUAUGUAUCACAAUACUAAAAUGGUUUCUCCCUUCCCAUUCCACUCUAUAAUAAUUUUGUUUCGUAAUUUUUGUCUCUGUGAAUGUAUUAUAGGCAGCUGCGAUAACCAGGUGCCAGAUAUGGAUGAAGUGUCAGACAGUGGUGAUGAAGAGGACUGGGAAGAGUGCAAUCCAGAGCCGAUGGCCACUACUGCCACCUGCCUGUUUUGUGAGCAGGGGUUCAACACUGUGGAUGACAUGUAUUGCCACUGCAACGUGAACCACAAUUUCGACAUCACGUCUGUUGUACAGAGAUUUCAUCUAGAUGAUUUCAGCUAUAUUAAAAUGAUAAAUUAUAUUAGGAAAGAGAAACCAUCAGUAGAUUUCUUUGGAAAUGAAGGCUGUGAUGGAACACCUUGGUGUAGCGAAAGUUAUUUGAAACCUGUAAUUGAAGAUGAUGCUGCAUUGCAGUUUGAUAUUGAAGAUAUCAGUGUAAGCAAUGGCGACCACAUUCAGUCAAAUCCAGAAGCAGUCGGACGAACAGGUGAUAAUAAAAAUACUACGCCAGGGAGUGAAGAAGAAGUCACAGUACCACGUGUCAAGUACCACGCUCUCAUUUCAAGACUAGAGGCAGCUGAACGCAAUGUGGCUCAGCUACAGGAACAAUUGUGCGAGUCGCAACAGAAAAUGGACAAAAUGAGGACGUGCGUGCGUGACAUCGUGCUGCCGUGUGACGAGGAUGCGGGGCAUGCGGCGAGCAGCAGCAGCAGCAGCGUGCAGCGUCGGCCCGCGUGCGAGGACCUCGGCUACUUCUCUGCCUACGCUCACCACGGCAUACACGAGGAAAUGCUCAAGGACAAGGUGCGUACGCUCAGCUACCGGCGCGCGGUGAUGAGCAACGCGGCCGUGUUUCGCGACGCGGUCGUGCUCGACGUCGGCUGCGGCACGGGCAUCCUGUCGAUGUUCGCCGCGCGCGCCGGCGCUCGCCGCGUCAUCGCCGUCGACAUGUCCGACGUUGUCUACCAGGCGAUGGACAUAGUCAGAGAGAACAAGCUGGAGCACAUCAUCACCGUGAUCAGAGGCAAAGUGGAGGAGGUUUCGCUGCCCGUCGAUAAAGUAGACAUCAUCAUAUCUGAAUGGAUGGGCUACUUCCUGUUAUUCGAAUCUAUGCUCGACAGCGUUCUGUACGCCAGAGAUAAGUGGCUGACUCCUAAUGGACACAUGUUUCCCAACUUGUGUUCCAUAAGCCUUGCUGCAGUAGGCAAUGUGAGCAAGCAUCAGGAACACAUUGGGUUCUGGAAUGACGUCUACGAUUUCAAAAUGUCGUGCAUGGUGUCGAUAGUGGAAAAGGAGGCUGUCAUAGAGACAGUGGGCAAAGAUGACAUCAUGUCGAACAGUGCUGUAGUGAAGGAACUGGAUCUGAAGACGUGUAGUGUGACAGAGCUGGAUUUUUCCAGCGAGUUUCUAUUAACGGCCUGCAGAAAGGGUGUAGUGACAGCCAUCACAGGCUUUUUUGACAUUCGAUUCGACAAAGACUUGCAGGAACCGGUGAGUUUUUCGACGAGUGCAGCCGACACGCCAACCCACUGGAAGCAGACGCUGUUUUAUCUGCGAGAGCCCAUACCUGUCUGUCAAGGAGAGGUCAUAAGAGGAAAUGUACAGGUGCUUAAAGACCCAAAGGAUCCACGGUCAUUACUUGUCACACUGUCUGUCAAUGGAAGAACCUUCAACUACACAAUGGAUUAGGCCUGAUAAGUCACUGCAUGUCAUGCCAGGCGUAUAUGAGAUUGGUAUAUUCUAAAUAAUCCUUAUGUACUCGUGGUCAUAUCAGACUAUUUUAAAACUGAUGCUUAAAUGACGAA